CCCUGUGACCCCUCUGCCAUCUCACUCUUCCCAUUUCUACCCCCCAAUUUCAUAAAGGAAACAGAAAAUAUGCGUGUAUAGUUUCCAUGUUGGGUUUUGCUUUCCAACUUCAAAUCUUCUACCUUUUUAAGCAAGAAGAAACCCAAGCACCCAACUGUGCCAUACCAGCUGGUUCUCGGACUGAUCCAAAAAAAUGAGGUUGGUCGUGUCUGUUGUUCCUCUCCUGGCUUAUCUUUCCUUUCCUCUUCAUCAGGCAUCAAAGACUAUUUGAAAGCUCUUAUGGAUUUCUAACCCUGCUGGAAUUAUGGGGUUGUUCAAAGCCAGAAUCUUGUGCUUUUGUCUACUCCUUGCCUUCAAAGUCUGUAUUGCUGUCGAUCAACAUGUUGGCCAGAUAUAUCCAGGAUUCCGAGCAUCUCAGAUGCAAUGGUUAGAACAUGAUGGCUGGUUUCUCUUAUCCAAAAAUAAAAUAUUUGGUUUUGGCUUCUAUACCACCCUGGAUCCUCAACGUUUUGUCCUGGUUAUCAUUCAUCUUCAAACCUGCAAAGUUGUUUGGACUGCUAAUAGAGGCUUGUUGGUUGACAAAUCUGAUAAGUUUGUGUUUGAUGAUAAUGGGAAUGUUUAUUUGGAAAGAGGAGAUAAGGUUGCUUGGGCAACAAACACAACUGGGAAAAGGGCUACAUCAAUGGAAUUGCUGGACUCAGGUAACUUCGUACUUCAUGGGGAUAAUGGAAGAACUCUUUGGCAGAGCUUUAGCUAUCCCACUGAUACCCUUUUAUCUGGCCAGGAGUUUGUGGAAGGAAUGAGGCUUAAAAGUUUUCCCAGAAAUGAUAAGAGUGACUAUCUUGAAUUUAAGUCUGGGGAUUUGGUCUUGUACACAGGGUUUCAGACUCCACAAACCUAUUGGUCCUUGUUGGACGAAAUCCAGAAAAUGAGUAAAAGUCCCAUCAGCGAGGUUCAUUCUGCACGUUUAGUAUCCAACUCAUGGAACUUUUAUGAUCAAAAUAAAGUCUUGCUAUGGCAGUUUAACUUCUCUCAAAAUUCUGAUGUGAACGUGACAUGGGCUGCCAAAUUAGGAUCAGAUGGAGCAAUUGUGUUCUAUAAUCUUCAUCAGGGAAGUCGAGUGAUUGCUGAGGCAACAAAGAUACCACAAAACCCCUGCGACAUUCCUGAGUAUUGUCCCCCGUUGAUGGUGUGCUCUUUUGACACUGUGUGUCUAUGUCCUAAUGAUCUUCGCACCCAAAACAACUGCAGACCACCUGUUGUGUCAAACUGUGGUUCAGUAGAUCUACUCUAUGUUGGUCAGAAGCUCGAUUAUUCUGUGCUUCAGUUUGCCAAACCCUAUUUGAACUCCGAUAUAGAUGCUUGCAAGAAAGCUUGCCUUGGAAACUGCACCUGUGCUGCACUGUUCUUUGAAAACAGUACUGGGAAGUGCUUUUUGUUUGACCACAUAGCAGGUAUGAAGCGUGCUGAGCGGGGUUCUAGUGGUUUUGUUUCAUAUGUGAAGGUCUCAAAGAAUGAAAAUGGUACCAAUAAUGAAGCUAGGCAUGUUAUAAUUGUUGUGAUAAUAGUAGUAGCAACAAGUCUGGUUAUUGCUGGUAUACUUUAUGUGGGAUUCUGUUAUUACCGCAAACAGAAGCGAUUGCUGCAAUGUGCUCAAGAAAACUUGGAGGAGGAUAAUUUCCUGGACAGUUUUUCAGGGAUGCCUGUUCGUUAUUCUUAUGGUGAACUUUGUAAGGCCACUAAAAACUUCUCUAAAAAGGUUGGCCAAGGAGGAUUUGGCUCAGUCUACCGAGGUGUGAUGCCAGAUGGCACUCAAUUGGCUGUUAAAAAAUUGGAGGGAAUAGGACAAGGAAAAAAGGAGUUCAGAGCUGAAGUCAGAAUCAUUGGAAGUAUCCAUCAUGUGCACCUGGUCAAGCUCAAAGGCUUCUGCUCUGAGGGUGUUCACCGGCUUCUUGUUUAUGAGUUCAUGGGCAAAGGAUCUCUGGAUAAAUGGAUAUUCAAGAACGGUGAAGAAAGUAAUAUUUUGGAUUGGGAUACAAGAUUCAAUAUUGCACUGGGUACAGCAAAGGGAUUGGCUUAUCUCCAUGAGGAAUGUGAAUUGAAGAUCGUGCACUGUGACAUAAAACCUGAAAAUGUUCUUCUUGAUGAUCAUUUCAAUGCCAAAGUUUCAGAUUUUGGCUUGGCUAAGCUUAUGAGCCGUGAAGAAAGCCUGGUAUAUACAACACUAAGAGGUACAAGGGGAUACCUUGCACCAGAGUGGAUCACCAACAACCCUAUAUCAGAGAAGAGUGAUGUAUACAGCUAUGGUAUGGUCUUGCUUGAGAUCAUUGGGGGUAGGAAGAGUUAUGAUCCUGGGGAAAUUUCUGAGAAAGCUCAUUUACCUGCUUUUGCCUUCAAGACGUUGGAAGAAGGAAAUCUGAAAGAAAUCUUUGAUCCUAUGCUAGAUGUCAAUGAAAAUGAUGAAAGGUUUGUCACUGCGAUAAAAGUCGCAUUAUGGUGUAUACAAGAAGAAAUGCGUUUAAGACCACCAAUGACUAAAGUAGUUCAGAUGCUUGAAGGUCUCUGUGAUGUACCUCAGCCCCCACUCUCUUCACUCCCAGGUGCUCGGGCUUACUCAGGUUUUCUUAAGUGGAGCACUGACGGGUGUUCAUCGUCAGGACAAACAGCGUACAAUAGUGAUGCAUUUUUGUCCGAUGUUCGACUAUCAGGUCCACGGUGAAUGAAGCCAUUAUUGUAGUUGGAGAUGUAUCUACAAAGUACAACUCUUUAAAGUGUAAAAGAUUCCAGUUUUGGCUCCAAUUCAUUGAUUACUAGGCUUGAAAUGUCCAGGUUCUCAUGACUUUAUAUUGUACAUGUUCUCUUCAGUAUGCAUGAUAAGCCCAAGAGUUGCUCUGCUUUCUAAAUAGUUUUCCUUCUUGUAAAUCUUUGUUCUUCAAUAUCAUGGCAAUUUUUCUUUGGA
This is a messenger RNA of Theobroma umbraticum, 2959 nucleotides long. The record is from RefSeq and is a predicted model, not a curated record. Lineage: Eukaryota; Viridiplantae; Streptophyta; Magnoliopsida; Malvales; Malvaceae.